Messenger RNA from Nezara viridula (southern green stink bug), 897 nucleotides. The record is from the annotation of a GenBank genome assembly. Lineage: Eukaryota; Metazoa; Arthropoda; Insecta; Hemiptera; Pentatomidae.
GUUUGAUUACAAUUAGUUUCGGAGAAAUAAUUUACUAAAUUUCAUAGUAUCACCAUAUGGAUAGUUAGGGUCACUUGUUAGAAGUAACCAAGAAUUUAGCACUCAAUGAGUAGCAGUAGAUCAAUCCUUUCCGUCAGAGAUGCUUCGGGAAACAACUUGAACUCAUAUCAAAAAGACAGGCAACUUUUAGUGAGGUCGUUGGCGAAUGAACGCUGUAAGAAGUUGCCACCAGCAGAGAAGUACGUUCCCUGUUCUAGGUUCAAAAAGAUCCUUCAUGAUUCCUGUAUCCCAUUUAAACAUCCGGAGAUUGUCAAAACCAAAUGUCCCGUAUGUGAUGGGCCGAUGAAGGUCAAGAUAUUUCCAAGCAAUAAAGGAAAUAAGAAAAUUAUAGUAGAAGAAGUGUGGCGGGGCAAGGGACAACCCGAGAAUCCCCAGAUCCAACAAGUUUUUGAUAACUGGCUGUACAGCAACAGUGACCAUUGCCGGCAGAGGCAGGAGGAAACGAAAGAAACUAAAUCCCAUCAGCCCCACCAUUAUUACCAUCACAACCUCGUGAAAAAGAAAAAAGAAUCUCAAGUUGAAUCUGAGAAGUUUACCUUUUGUGCCGGGUGCCCAGAUCGUUACAGAAAUUGGGUACGCAGGGAUCAUCCAGAUCAUUACAUUGAGCCGAUGCUGAUGCUAAUAAGAAAGUCGAACGUUGAAGACCAAGAACUAGGGACUUUGGAGCAGAGAGAUAUCGCAAUGUCUACAAAAAACUUAAAGGCCGCUCUCAAUUCCAUUUUAACGUCAGACUCAAUGCCGCCAAAGAUUACAUUAGCUCUACAUGAAGAUGGCUCAUUUUUAGAUGGUUUAAGAGGAAGUCUCUGCUGUUAAUAAAAAUCUAUGCUAGUGGUUUUG